This is a messenger RNA of Ornithorhynchus anatinus (platypus), 2333 nucleotides long. RefSeq names its product coproporphyrinogen oxidase (gene CPOX). The record is from RefSeq and is a predicted model, not a curated record. Lineage: Eukaryota; Metazoa; Chordata; Mammalia; Monotremata; Ornithorhynchidae. Gene Ontology annotation, cellular component: mitochondrial intermembrane space; cytoplasm. The transcript is spliced from 7 exons. Bases 179 to 1414 code for a protein of 411 amino acids. Gene Ontology annotation, molecular function: coproporphyrinogen oxidase activity.
CUGGGGAGACAGAGCAUUGUCUGCGCAUGCGCCGGAGAGGCCGGGCGGGACUACAAAUCCCAGCAUCCCCUCGGGGGUCCUGGCCAGCCGCUUCCGGUUGGUCGGCGGCCGGUCCUGCGGGCGGCGGAGGACGAAGGCGACCGGUCUUACGGGCGGCGGAGGACGAAGGCGACCGGUCAUGUCUUUGCUGCGCGGCCUGCGGGCGGCGGCGGCUCUGCUGGGUCGCGCCUCCUGGGUCCGGCCGGGUGGAGGAGGCGAUGGCGGCGGGCCCUGGCUGCGGGCCGGGGUGGCGGCGGCGGCCCUGACGGGCCUGGCGGCGGCCGCCGUGGGUGGCGGCUGGAGGGCUCACAUGGUGCCCAAGGACUCGGGCGGCCGCCCCCCCCAGGACCGAUCGGACUCGAACCCGGACCCGGAUCUGGCCGACCGCUGCCGCUGCUUCAUGGCCCCGCCGGUGACCCCCCUGCCCGAGCUGCGCGGGAGGCCGCGGGACGUGAAGACCCAGAUGGAGCUGCUGGUCAUGGAGACCCAAGCCCGGGUCUGCCAGGCCCUCGCCGAGCUCGACCAGGGCGCCCACUUCUCCGUCGAUCGCUGGCAGAGGAAGGAAGGAGGUGGAGGCAUCAGCUGUGUACUUCAGGAUGGUAAUAUCUUCGAAAAGGCUGGAGUCAGUGUUUCGGUUGUUCAUGGGAAUCUUUCAGAAGAAGCAGCAAAACAAAUGAGGAGCAGAGGAAAGUCCCUGAAGGCCAAAAAUGGUAAACUUCCCUUUAGUGCCAUGGGGGUAAGCUCUGUUAUCCACCCGAAGAAUCCUCAUACUCCCACGAUCCAUUUCAACUACCGUUACUUUGAAGUGGAAGAAGCAGAUGGCAACAAGCUGUGGUGGUUUGGUGGUGGCUGUGACCUCACUCCGACUUACUUAAAUGAAGAGGAUGCUGUCCACUUCCAUAAAACUCUGAAGGAAGCUUGUGACCACCAUAAUCCCGAACUAUACCCCAAGUUUAAAAAAUGGUGUGAUGACUACUUCUUUAUAACCCAUCGGGGAGAGCGGCGGGGCAUCGGAGGCAUAUUCUUCGAUGAUCUAGACUCACCCUCGAAGGACGAUGUGUUUCAGUUUGUGCAGAGCUGCGCCCGGGCUGUGGUGCCUUCUUAUAUACCCCUUGUAAAGAAACACUGCAAUGACUCGUUCACAGCACAGGAGAAACAGUGGCAGCAGCUUCGGAGAGGGAGGUAUGUGGAGUUUAACCUGUUGUAUGACAGAGGUACAAAGUUUGGUCUCUUCACUCCAGGAUCCAGAAUUGAAAGCAUUCUUAUGUCUUUGCCCUUGACUGCCAGAUGGGAAUACAUGCACGCGCCCCCUGAGAAUUCCAAAGAAGCAGAAAUCUUGGAAGUUCUGCGUAAUCCCAAGGACUGGGUCCACUAACCCACAAAGCGGGCAUCGCCUGGCUGAUGAAUUUCCAAAAUGUGUGAAUUUUCUCACAUGGGUCCUCUGAAAUUGCCAUUGUGUGGCAGGUUUUUUAACCUAGGAAUUAACUAUGCUGAAAAAUCUUCUAUGCGAUAAGCAGCUCCUUUUGAAUGGGGGGGGUGGUGGCUUGGGGGCGAAUACACGACAGUAAUACAUCUCUGUGAUAUUCAUAGUCACCUAUCUGCCAAAGGCAGGCUUGCUCUGGUCAGGUAACACAUCUUAUGGUCCUAGCUGCUAUAAUUUUAAGGAAUUAUUUUGAAAUUGUAGGUUUGUUUCUUGUGACUUCGCUAUUUAAUAUGAAGCGGAUGCAAAACUUGUAAUGCUCACAACAUGGGGAGUCCAGGAACUAUCCUGGGAAAGUUGACUCAGGGAAUACAAAGUUGACUUUGUCUUAGAUAUUUUUGUUGUAGUAUACUUUUUCAAAAAAAUUUUGGGUUAACUGUCUUUGGGAUAAAUCUCUGGUUUUUAAUCUCAUUCAUUUGACAAAAUAAUAUCCCUUAAUGGUAAUGCAACAGCCUGCAAAAUGGCUAAAAGCUUUGUGUUUGUCAGCUUGAAGAUGCUUGACGAUGUGGAAAAUAAUUUUGCAUACUUAAUUUAGAAUAAGUUUAUUGUGGAAGGGGAAUGUAUCUGUUGUUGUAUUCUCCCAAGUGCUUAGUACAGUGCUCUGCACACAGUAAAUGCUCAGAAAAUAAAAUUGAAUGAAUAGUGAAGGUUAGCUAUGAACAGUCAUAUAUGAAAAGUACAUCUUGUUCCUGAUGAAGAUACACUGGAGCAGAAAAACACUUUUGAAUUGGGAAAUUGACCCUUUAGGGAAAACACAAGUGGAAAAAUUGGACCUGAUGUUUUUCAAAAUAUAAAUUGCUGUUGUAAAUUUGUU